AAGUUUUACGGAAAUAAAAUCUCAAGCCCUAAUUUUCUCCCGAUUCUUCUUCUUCUUCUCGGCGUCUAGCCCAUUUGAACGAUUAAUCCAUUUCAUUAUCAUUCUUCUCCACAAGUGACAUUCAUUUUCUUAUCAAGAUCUUGCAGGAGUCAUCAGAAAUCUGUGAAGCUAUGGCUACUACAGAGACUGUGUUAGGUGGUAUACGAUAUGCUCCUGAAGACCCCACUUUGCCCAAGCCUUGGAGAGGAUUAGUUGAUGGGAAAACUGGAUAUCUUUACUAUUGGAAUCCAGAGACCAAUAUCACACAGUAUGAGAGACCUGGUGCAUCUUCACAAUUAGUGUCUGGUCAGCCACAUAAGACAUCUGCACCUAUAAGCUCUUCUGUUCAAGUCCAAAAAUCUUCAGAUGGGCAACUCAAUGGCAAUAAUUAUGAUAAUGGCGACAAAUUUAGCAGAGGGGAUGGAAAUUCAAAGCAUGUUUCUGUCACACGGAGUGUUCAGAAUUCUAGAGUGUUAGAGAAUUCUCACACUGUUGCAAAUGGACUACCUAGUGCUGGAUAUGGAGAACCAUCUUCCAAAGGUCAUGGAUCUUUGAGCUCUGGAAAUGCUUCAUCUGCUGAUUAUUGUCGUCGACAUGAGAUUACUGUCAUGGGAGAUGAUGUUCCACCGCCCAUAACAUCAUUUGAAGCUUCUGGAAUUCCAUCUGAGAUGCUGAGGGAGGUACAGCUUGCUGGUUUCAGUGCCCCUACUCCAAUACAAGCACAAUCUUGGCCGGUUGCUCUCCAAGCCCGCGAUAUUGUAGCCAUUGCCAAGACAGGUUCAGGGAAAACUUUAGGUUACUUGAUUCCAGGUUUUAUUCACAUCAAACGCAGCCGUAGCAAUCCACAGCUUGGUCCGACUGUGCUGGUGUUGUCACCUACAAGGGAGUUGGCUACCCAGAUACAGGCUGAAGCUGUUAAAUUUGGCAAAUCAUCCAGGAUAUCUUGCACGUGUCUAUAUGGAGGAGCACCUAAAGGUCCCCAAUUGAGAGACCUCGACAGGGGUGCAGAUAUUGUUGUGGCUACACCUGGGCGUUUGAAUGAUAUUCUGGAGAUGAGACGAGUGAGCCUCCGUCAAGUCUCCUAUUUGGUGCUAGAUGAGGCAGAUCGCAUGCUGGACAUGGGUUUUGAACCACAGAUAAGGAAGAUUGUGAACGAACUGCCUUCACGUCGUCAAACCCUAAUGUAUACAGCAACAUGGCCCAAGGAGGUUCGCAAAAUUGCUGCAGAUCUACUUGUUAAUCCUGUCCAAGUCAACAUUGGAAAUGUUGAUGAGUUAGUUGCAAACAAGGCCAUUACUCAGCAUAUUGAAAUCUUAUCUCCUAUGGAGAAGAACAAACGUAUUGAGCAGAUUCUUCGUUCACAAGAACCAGGAUCUAAAGUCAUUAUCUUCUGUUCUACCAAAAAAAUGUGUGAUCGCCUUGCCCGUGACCUGACCCGCAAUUUUGGAGCUGCUGCUAUACAUGGAGAUAAAUCUCAGGCUGAUAGGGACUAUGUAUUGAACCAGUUCCGUAAUGGGCGAUCACCUAUCCUUGUUGCCACUGAUGUUGCAGCUCGUGGAUUAGACAUCAAAGACAUCAGGGUUGUUAUCAACUAUGACUUCCCCACAGGAAUAGAAGAUUACGUGCACAGGAUUGGAAGAACUGGGAGGGCUGGUGCCACAGGAAUUGCACAUACAUUUUUCUGUGAGCAAGAUGUGAAGCAUGCCUCCGAUCUUGUCAAAAUUUUGGAAGGUUCAAAUCAGCGUGUCCCUGUUGAACUUCAAGGUAUGGCCAUGCGUAGCAAGGGAAUGGGAAGAGCCAGACGUCCGUGGGGCACUGGUUCUACUGGUCGUGGUGGAAGGAUUGGGUCUGGUUACGGUGAUAGAGACAACAACAACGGAAGGGGCGGUGGUAGGUGGGGGCCACCAGUCCAAGAUCGAGGUGUUGGCCGUGAUUCGCGAGAUUGGAAUGGCCGCAGUUAUGAUAAUGGAAACGCUCCAUCCAGUCUUGGCAUACGUGGAAGGAGUAGGAGUCGCAGCAGAAGCCCUAACAGAGUAGGAGGGUCAGGGUGGGGUCGUAGCAUUGACAAGGGUGGGCUAACAGCCCGUGAGCGGUCCCCACCCCUAAAACGGGUGAAAGAUGAACAUUACCUUCCACCAUCCCGUUUUACAGAAAACAGAAGCCCUUCUUAUAGAAGUGAUCCCAUGAGAGAGUUGGAAGCUGAAAGAGUUAAGAAACCAUUGAAGGCAACUUCUCCUGCGGUUGGUGGUGGUCGUGGUGCUGCUGUUACCGCUGCUUAUUAUGGGGAGGAAGAAGAGGAAGGUAUGAUUCAUGACGAUGGAGUUGAUGAUCGGAAAAUUCAAGUCGGUAAUGGAAAUUAUUGAGAAUAUUAGUAGUACUAGUAUAUGUAUGGUGUUGUUACAAGGAUUAAUUUAACAAGGAUUAUUUUUGAACAUGUAAGAUGUUGGUUUUUUUUUUUACUUUAUUAUUAUUUUGGCAUUUUGGUUUUACCUGCCAUAUUAUGUAGUAGUGCUUAUAAAUUGAAACAUACUAUAAUCUGUGUUUGCUUUAAUUAAUGGAUACUAUUCUGUUUUAUUUAA
Messenger RNA from Impatiens glandulifera, 2618 nucleotides. RefSeq names its product ATP-dependent RNA helicase-like protein DB10. The record is from RefSeq and is a predicted model, not a curated record. Gene Ontology annotation, cellular component: nucleus; ribonucleoprotein complex; cytoplasm. The transcript has 9 exons. Lineage: Eukaryota; Viridiplantae; Streptophyta; Magnoliopsida; Ericales; Balsaminaceae. The coding region runs from base 171 to 2402 and encodes 743 amino acids. Gene Ontology annotation, molecular function: protein binding; RNA helicase activity; ATP binding.